ACUCGGAAAAUCUACUCACCACAGCAUUCAACUCUCGACGGCUUCUGUCUAGGAUGGGCUUGGCUCGGACAGCAAGCACCAAGGCCAAAACCGGUCUCGCUACCCGAUAUCAUCGUCUUCCCCUACCCUGGUGAGCCUGAUGUGUGUGCUAUGGGGGCGAGGGGCCCGACUGGGGAGGCAGCUGGGGGGACAAGCCGCUAUCACAGUGCACUGCUCCAUACGCACUCCUCUUAGCGUCCAGAAUCUAAUCUAUCAUCUGCCCCCUUUGGUCGCCUCAAGAGCCAGUUGCUUAUACCACAGGGCAAGCACAACAAGGAUACGGCUUGAACAGGUCCUCCAUAUGUACAGCCUUGUCCCCACCGGAUCGAAUUGCGCUUCGAGUGCAUACGUCCAUGUGUCCGUUGCCUUCCACAAAGGCACUGUUGCCAGGCCCGGGGUUGAUGUGAGAGCGGGAGAACGGAAAGCCAUGCUCACCAUGCAUGGGAGACGCUACACGUGUACAACUAAGCCUUUCAGCCUCCUUGUAGCGCUUCUGGUAGCAAAGCGACUGGACAUGCCCUCGCUGGCCCACGUCGGGUCGGCAAAGCGCACCGAUACACAUCCUCGCCAUCACAGCACAAUUCCUAUUCAUUAUUGGCUCCCAAGUACUAGAGCAGCCAAGGGUGGACAAGCACUGCUACUUCAAAAAACCCUACACUACCAACGUGUCGGCUUCUUUCGGCCCCUCACAGAAUGCGUCUCCCACAGUCUGCAUGAGGCCAGUGGACUCUUGCCUUUACCACCACGGGCCUAUUCCGAGCUCAGCUUCCUCAACGCCCCAUGCACUCCAUAUGCUAGCUAGUAGUGUGCCACUGCGGCAGGGCGGCGAGGGGAAUCAACCCGUGGCAGAAAUUUCAGAAAAGCGAGUGAGAAUUGUUAUUGGCGAGAAAUCAUAUCCAUCACCGGGUACAGCCGUCAUGCCGCCUUGACGUGGGGCAGUUUGAACCACUCCCACUCUUGCUCUGGAAAAAAGCGAUAUAUCGUUGAGAAAACAUCAACACUCACAAGGUACCCAGAAGUCUAGACCGGUUUGACCAGUAGUCCGGGCUACAAAGGGGGUCAGCAUACGGACGCCGCGUUGAAACCGCCUAAACGUUGUUGCGUUACGGCUUCCGCCACUCGU
Molecule: messenger RNA, 1162 nt
Organism: Neurospora hispaniola
Lineage: Eukaryota; Fungi; Ascomycota; Sordariomycetes; Sordariales; Sordariaceae
Exons: 1
Coding region: 140-841 (233 amino acids)
Source: RefSeq, a predicted model, not a curated record